Synchytrium microbalum is the source of this 249-nucleotide messenger RNA. RefSeq lists its product as uncharacterized. The coding region runs from base 1 to 249 and encodes 82 amino acids. The record is from RefSeq and is a predicted model, not a curated record. The transcript is spliced from 3 exons. NCBI's taxonomy places the organism in Eukaryota, Fungi, Chytridiomycota, Chytridiomycetes, Synchytriales, Synchytriaceae.
AUGGUAUCUGGAUCGAAUUUCGAGAUCAUGACAAUCACAAACGAACUGGUAUCAACUACCUAUCUCCCUGAAGUGGCUCCAGAACAAGGUUGGACGAAAAUUGAAGCUAUUGACUCACUACUACGAAAGGGUGGAUAUUCUGGUCGCAUCACAGACCAAGUACGACAAAAGAUUGUUUUGACGCGUUACCAAAGCUCCAAAUACACGAUCACGUAUGAGGAGUAUCUGAAGCUCAAGUCGGCUGCUUGA